Miscanthus lutarioriparius is the source of this 744-nucleotide messenger RNA. The record is from the annotation of a GenBank genome assembly. NCBI's taxonomy places the organism in Eukaryota, Viridiplantae, Streptophyta, Magnoliopsida, Poales, Poaceae.
AUGGCUUUGCUGCAGAGCCAGAGCCUGCACGGCAUUGGCUGCUGCAGCAGCAUCGUCUUGGCACGAGCGAGGGUGCAGCAGUGUCUGGCAGCGGUGUCGCACUCGCACGCGCCCCUCCUGCGAGCCAAUGGCGGCAGGACGGGCCUCCCCUCCUCCACCUCCUCCCUUAAGGCUGGCAAUGCGAUCAGCUUCAGCUGGCGGAGGAGAAGGGACCUGCGCGUCGUCGCGGAGGCGGCCACGGCGGGGGCGGCCAAGGUCACGCCGGCCUCGUCUGGCGGUGUCAGCAUCAGCGACGUGCUCUGGCCUUCCGCCGGAGCAUUCUUGGCCAUGGCGGUACUGGGGAAAAUGGACCAGAUGGUGGCGUUCAAGGGAGUAUCCUUGACGAUUGCGCCCCUUGGAGCAGUCUGCUGCGUGCUUUUCAGCGCUCCAGACUCGCCUGCAGCCAAGAAAUAUAAUAUGUUCGUUGCCCAGAUUGGUUGUGCGGCUUUUGGCGUAUUAGCCCUCUCGUUGUUUGGGCCUGGCUGGUUAGCAAGAGGCGCAGCUCUUUCAGCCAGCAUAGCAUUCAUGACCAUCACGGGUGCCUCACAUCCACCAGCGGCAAGCUUGCCCAUCUUGUUUAUCGAUGGCCCGAAGUUUCACAAUUUGCAACUUUGGUACGCGCUUUUCCCUGGAGCUGCAGGCUGCAUCGUCCUUUGCUUGAUUCAAGAGGUGGUGCUUUACCUGAAGAAGAACUUCAAGUUUUGA